UGGAGAGAAUAGUACCACAGCUGCAGUUCCACGCGCGCUCCUAACCCGCUUUAUGACUACUUUUACCCAGUUGUGUCUCGAGCCCAAUGCUGUCAGCGGCGGCGCGUUUCAUGCUUUUUUCAGAGCCCUCGCGCGGAAGAAGAAACAUUUUUGUAAACCUAAAGACUUUCCGAGAAUGAGCCCCGCAUAACUCCGGGUGCUCUUGUUGUCUACCCCCUCCUUUCUCUGUCUUUUCCCCCUGUCCCGCGCUCUCAAAGUUGAGUCAUUGUACAUAAGUAUGGUAGAUAAAGGCCCCUUGUUGACUUCUGCCAUUAUUUUUUACCUGUCCAUUGGGGCAGCAAUUUUUCAAGUCCUCGAGGAGCCCAAUUGGAAGCUGGCUGCACAGCAGUAUAGUGCCUUGAAGAAUAAAAUACUUGAGGAGUAUCCCUGUCUGACGCAAGAUGAUUUGGACAAAAUAUUAAAGGUGGUGUCUGAUGCUGCAGGCCAGGGGGUCACUAUAACUGGCAGCAAACCCUUCAACAACUGGAACUGGCCAAAUGCUGUUAUCUUUGCCGCCACUGUUAUCACCACUAUCGGAUAUGGGAACAUUGCCCCUAAAACGUCAGCAGGCCGUGUAUUUUGCAUCUUCUAUGGGCUCUUUGGUGUGCCUCUGUGUCUUACCUGGAUCAGUGAGCUAGGAAAGUUCUUUGGUGGCAGAGCCAAGCACCUGGGCCAGUAUCUAACCAAGAAAGGAUUUUCACUGAGAAAGGCUCAGUUUACCUGCACAGCCAUAUUUCUGCUCUGGGGUGUGCUGGUCCAUUUAGUCCUUCCACCUUUUGUGUUUAUGUCCCAAGAGGGUUGGACGUAUAUUGAAGGCUUAUACUUCUCAUUUGUUACCUUGACCACAAUUGGUUUUGGGGACUUGGUAGCAGGUGUGGAACCAGAUAAAGAAUACCCAACUCUGUACCGUUACUUUGUGGAAGUGUGGAUUUAUCUGGGGCUGGCCUGGCUUUCUUUGUUUUUCAACUGGAAAGUGCGGAUGGUGAUCGAGGCCCACAAGGCACUGAAGAAACGCCGCAAGCUGCGCAAGCUAUCUCUUGAUGAGCUCCGGCACUACAAAGAGUCUCACAAGGCUGCCCUCAGUUUGCCACCCACUCCUAAUGACGUUAACAUCUUCAGCUUCCUGUCCAAGAAGCAGGAAGGCUACAAUGACUUGAUUAAGCAGAUUGGCACCAAAAAAGAUGGCAGAAGGAACGGCGUUAGUGCCAACACCAUCAAUAAAUCCAAAGAUAUUGCUCGUUCCCAGAGUUGCAAUGACGCUCCUAUGUUUAAUGGUCACACCAUCCUUAGUCUGGACCGUUCACCACGCCAGAAGAGACGCUAUAGCUUCAGUGAUCGCGUCACUGUUGCUUUUUCAAAGUCCAAGAACUACCUCCUGGGCUCAGACAAUGGUUUGCUGCUAACAGAGGACCAAGUAGAGGGUGAUCUAGAACUUGACCAAGGCCAAAUGUAUGAGAACCAGCUUGACAAAGACGUUGACCUGGAGAACGUAGGUGUGGGAGAUUGUGGAGCAGGUGGUCGAAGGGCAUGGGACUCAAAGGAGUACCAUCCCCUAACGUUCCAAAAUGCAAACAUUACUUUUAUAGAUGAGGAGAACUUUCUCAGCAAUAACUUGGAGGAGGAAGAAGAAGAUGAUGAUGAUGAUUCAAAAGCAAAGCUUUCCAUUACUACAUGUGAUGAAAACAUUGAAACAAACUCCAAGGAGGAGCAGAGUUCUGAAUCUGAAGGGUCUGUGUUCACUAGUGACGGUUCAGAACACAGCCACUCCUAUGAGAAACUUGUAGAGGAGUAUGCAAAGGAAGAAAACACAGAAUCUUGAACUAUGUGAAGUCAACACAUCUUCCUGGUCCUCUGUUGUUGACUAUGUUGGCAUUGAAGUAUAUGUAUUAUAAUGUGAAUUGUUUAAAAGAAUAUCAGAAGUCCUGUUGCACUUAUGGGGGUCUGAUAUUGAAAGACUGCAAAGCCGAGAUCAAAUUUCAAAUGAAUGUUCUUUUUAUAGCUGAGAAAAGAAAAUCCACAUCUAAUGACUGUUGAAGGUGGAGCUGCCUAUGAACUCUUGAACAAACAUGGAUUACAGAGCAUGACAUGUAACCCCAUGAGUAUUUAACAUCUACUCUAUUUAUGUCUUUUUAUACGGUUUGAAAAACUAUACCCCACACAUUUUUUGUAAUGUCCAAACCAAGAACUAUUCACUAUUAGUGCUUUUGCUUUAGAUUAAGAAACUAUGUUGAAGUGUACUUGAUUCCACAUAGUUUGUUCUAUGUAUAUUCACCAUAUUGGUGCUUUUAUAAUAUUUAUUAAAAUGAAGGGCAUAGUAGCUUUUAAUCAAUGGCUACAUGGGUUUAUAUGUCUCCUAUUGCACAAUUCCACCAAACGAGGACAGUUCAAAGUCCAUUUCAGUGCAGACUGUCUUUGUAGAACCUGAGCCAAACGUUUGUCCUUAAAGAAAAUGAAGGGGGUUAAGGGCCAAAUCUCGUUCUUUUUUUCCUUUGGUAUUUCACUUGUUUCUUUUGUGAAGUCCUUGGUAACUUGUUUUGUCUGAGAUUUCUGUGUGUUUUGACUGUAAGCAAUAGAAUUGUGACUGCACUAGAGGUUAUCAGUGAUUCAUAGCAAAAUCCGGGGGUCUAGAACCAGCUGAAAGUAUAGUUGGAAAGGAAAAUCAUUAAUUUUAAGAACAGAGAAGCAUUUAUGGCAAAUCUGCAUCUCCUGCCAGAGGGACACUGUAAGCUGAGAUUUGUUUGACUAUUUUAAACACUUCUGUUCCAAACUUUGACUGCUGUAAAAAAAAAAACAUGUGCUUUGGAAAUGAUCCUUCCAUUGUGACACACACUAGACGCCUCUCAGAAUAACCUCAAAUUGGUUUAGUGAGCACAUACUUUAUUGUUGUUUUGCUGCUGACAGCAUGUCAAGUGUCAAUCUGUGGCUUCUGGGCAGUCUACCAUGGCAGUGCAUAAUGGGAACUCUUACAGCAACAAUAUUUUCACUUUUUGUCUCUUUAGCACCCUUUCACUUCAUUGUAUUUGUCAUGUAAAUAUUGUCUGGAAGCCCAUCAGUAGCCACAAAUGCAGCUCUGCUCAGGACAUGGCCUUGGUGCUCAUGUUUGCCUAUGGGGGCUUGCACUAGCAUGAAAGACUGAAGCACCGCUCAUGACAGGCAUCCAAGGUUAACUUGCAACAGAUCGAUACUCUCUUGACGUAUGUUUCAGCCAUGAGACACCAAGUCGUCAGUCUGUGUGCUCUCAAUUACUGUAUAGUAUUCCUCCCUUGUUUCAUGUGAACACAAAACUCGAGAGACCAUUAUAUGUCCAUUGCUUUUCAGAGUCUCACUUUUGAAAGGGCCCUCAGUUACCCUGCUCGCCCGCUGCCUUUUGCACAUGUUAGCUUGCACACAAAAACUUGAAACAGUGUUACUUUGAAUAGUAAGAUGGCAGUGUCACAAAGGGCUCCUUCAAUUUUGAACUCCUCAUUCAAGCCAGUUGAACAGUAACCUGUAAAUAUAGUCCAAUGUCUGUAGGGUUUUUCUUUUGUGAACAGACCACACCUGAACUCCUAAUUCUGCCUUACAGAUGACUGCUGUGAAGUGACAAUGCCUUAAAUCCACUGCAAAGCAGGGGAUGUACAGUACAACCUGACAUCUAUUGAAUGUACUUAAAAUGGUUCACUGAAAGAUUACAUUUUUGUUUUUUUUCCCAUCUAUUGUUUUGUCACAGAGCCACCACUGAAGCCUUACGUGGACAUUCCUCUUUCUCUGUUUUUGCAGGUUUUCCUUGAUAUGUAGGUUUAGCAUUGUUAUAUAGCCAUGGUACUUGUCUGGACUGAAUUUCAAGUUUGUCUUUAGAUUAUUAACUAAAUAUAACAGGUUAGGCUGGUUUAACCCAUUGUCUGUAGCUUUUCUCUUAAUGUUGCUCCAUUGUGUAAAACUCCAGUAGAGUUGUGUUUUUGGUUGUCUUUUUUUAUCGUUAAAUUAUUCAUGUUUGUAAAAGUUUGCAUGUGACUUUCAAAGGAAACAAUAUAUUUCAUGUAAAUAAACAUUUAAUAAAACUUGA
Epinephelus lanceolatus (giant grouper) is the source of this 4084-nucleotide messenger RNA. RefSeq names its product potassium channel subfamily K member 5-like. The record is from RefSeq and is a predicted model, not a curated record. Gene Ontology annotation, biological process: potassium ion transmembrane transport; stabilization of membrane potential. NCBI's taxonomy places the organism in Eukaryota, Metazoa, Chordata, Actinopteri, Perciformes, Serranidae. Gene Ontology annotation, cellular component: plasma membrane. Gene Ontology annotation, molecular function: outward rectifier potassium channel activity; potassium ion leak channel activity.